UUAUUUCGAGUCGCACCAUUCGACCUCUUUUCUCGUCUGGUCUUCAUAAAUAUAUGCGGCUCCCUAUCGCCCAGCUCCUUUCCCGUGCCAUACGUUCCACUCGCGCCAUGUCGUCUCCCGCCAUCGAAGCCUCUCGCGCCAUCCUGUCCACCAUCGACCUCUCGAAAUAUGACCCCGAGCAGUCAAGGCUGAUGGACGAGCGGUGUAUCCUGGUCGAUGAGCAGGACAGGCCGCUGGGGGCUGCAGACAAGAAGACCUGCCAUCUCAUGGAGAAUAUUAACAAGGGCCUCCUCCACCGCGCCUUCUCCGCGUUCGUCUUCCGGCCGGAGGACGGCAAGCUGCUCCUGCAGCAGCGCGCCACGGAGAAGAUCACGUUCCCGGACAUGUGGACCAACACUUGCUGCUCGCACCCGCUGGAUGACUUUGAGGAGGAGAAGGUCGAGAAGGACCAGCUGGGCGUCAAGGUCGCGGCCAGGCGGAAGUUGGAGCACGAGCUGGGGAUUCCUCGGGAACAGACCCCGAUCGACAAAUUCCAAUAUCUGACCCGCAUCCACUACCUGGCGCCAUCAAAUGGGGUUUGGGGCGAGCAUGAAGUCGACUAUAUCUUAUUCCUGACCGCUAAUGUCACGGUAAGUCCCAAUCUUAACGAGAUUCGGGACUUCAAGUACGUGGACAAGGCGGAGCUGCAGUCCAUGUUUGACGACCCGGCGAACUCGUUCACGCCCUGGUUCAAGCUUAUUGCGAGAGACUUCCUGUUUGGCUGGUGGGACGAGCUGCUGCGCCGUAAAAGCGCAGGCGGUCUCCUAGAUGCAAAGAGUUUGGAAGGCGUUGCCGACGGUAGCAAGGUGGUCAAGAUGGUAUAGACUUAUAUUAGAUGCUUUUCGCUCGUCGCGCAGGAUCUCCGGAAGGUAGUAUUUUUUGUACAUCUACACCCAGUAUAUAUUGCCAUAGGUCUGCCGCCCCCCGGAGACAGG
Messenger RNA from Postia placenta MAD-698-R-SB12, 974 nucleotides. RefSeq lists its product as hypothetical. Lineage: Eukaryota; Fungi; Basidiomycota; Agaricomycetes; Polyporales; Adustoporiaceae. The record is from RefSeq and is a predicted model, not a curated record. Gene Ontology annotation, cellular component: cytoplasm. Bases 108 to 863 code for a protein of 251 amino acids. Gene Ontology annotation, biological process: isoprenoid biosynthetic process; isopentenyl diphosphate biosynthetic process. Gene Ontology annotation, molecular function: isopentenyl-diphosphate delta-isomerase activity. The transcript has 4 exons.